Jaminaea rosea is the source of this 1750-nucleotide messenger RNA. RefSeq names its product rab GTPase activator. Gene Ontology annotation, cellular component: cytoplasm. The transcript is spliced from 9 exons. Gene Ontology annotation, molecular function: Rab GDP-dissociation inhibitor activity. The coding region runs from base 42 to 1400 and encodes 452 amino acids. Lineage: Eukaryota; Fungi; Basidiomycota; Exobasidiomycetes; Microstromatales. The record is from RefSeq and is a predicted model, not a curated record. Gene Ontology annotation, biological process: small GTPase-mediated signal transduction; protein transport; vesicle-mediated transport.
CUCAACUCACUGCGAUUCUGCGCCAUUGAAGUACGACAAAGAUGGAUGAGCACUACGACUACGUCAUUCUGGGUACGGGAGUCACCGAAUGUGUCCUCUCCGCCCUCUUGUCCGUCGAUGGCAAGAAGGUGCUGCAUAUGGACAGGAAUCAAUACUACGGUGGUGAAGGUGCAUCGCUGAACCUUACUCAGCUGUGGGAGAAAUUCCGUCCUGGUCAGGAAGUGCCAAAGGACAUCGGCCGCGACCGCGACUAUGCAGUCGACUUGAUCCCCAAGUUCCUCAUGGCCAAUGGCGAGCUCACAAAGAUGCUCGUUCAUACCGACGUCACCCGCUACCUCGAGUUCAAGCAGCUCGCCGCCUCGUACGUCUAUCGAGACGGGAGGAUUGCAAAAGUCCCUGCAACCGAGAUGGAGGCUGUGCGAUCUCAGCUCAUGGGCUUGUUCGAGAAGAGGAGGGCAAAGAAGUUCUUUGAGUUCAUCCAGAACUGGAAGGAUGAUGACCCGGCUACUCACCAGGGCCAGGACCUCGACUCGUCACCCAUGACCAAGAUCUUCGACUACUUUGGUCUCGAAGCCGGCACUCGCGACUUCAUCGGCCACGCAAUGGCCCUCUACCUCGACGACUCGUACAUGACGCGUCCAGCCCGUGAGACGUACGACCGAAUCAUGCUCUACACCUCCAGUGUCGCACGCUACGGCAAAUCUCCCUACAUCUACCCACUGUACGGCCUGGGUGAGCUGCCCCAGGGAUUUGCGCGUCUGUCAGCCAUCUACGGAGGCACCUACAUGCUCGACAAGACGAUCGACAAGAUUGUAGUAGACGACUCGGGCAAGUUCGUCGGCGUCCGCUCAGGCGACGAGACUGUCAAGGCAGACGCUCUCAUCGGUGACCCGACGUACUUCCAAAACCUGCCCGUAGGCGGCAAGAACCUCGUCAGGGAGACGGCCAAGGUCGUGCGCGCCAUCUGCUUGCUCAAGCACCCUGUGCCCAACACGGACAAUGCAGACAGUGUUCAACUGAUCAUCCCGCAGAAUCAGGUGGGAAGGAAGCAUGACAUCUACGUCGCCUCCCUCUCGAGCAACCACAACGUCGUGCCCCGCGACUUGCACCUCGCCAUCGUCUCUACCAUCGUUGAGACAGACAAGCCGGAGCUGGAGCUGCGCCCUGGUCUGGACCUGCUAGGCCCUAUCCAUGAGAAAUUCAUCUCGCUGACCCCUCUCCUCGAGCCUAUCGAGGGCGGUAGUGAGAGCAAGAUCUUCAUCACCCGCUCGCCUGACGCUACUUCCCACGUGGAGACGAUCAACGAGGAGGUGCACGAUGUUUGGCGCAGGGCUACGGGCGGCAAGAAGCUCGACUUGAAGAAGAGGAGCGAUGAAGAGGGGGCACAGGUGCAGGCGUAAGAGCCAGGGGGGAGUGCGGGGCAGUGAGAAUGUGACGCUACUUUCGAUUCAAAGAGAGAAAGAGGCUGGAUAUAUGAUUGACCGCUUUUCGGCUUCUUGGACAAGACAAGGCGAGACGAGACCAGACGAGUCGUGGUGUGCUAGUCGACGAUGGUUGUGCGCUUGCCCUCACUACUCCUGCUCCUCGUCGGGCCCCUCGUUGAGCUUCUUGGCUACGAUCAAAGCGUCAGGCGACGACUCAGCGGGCUUGACCUGCAACUGAACAUCGGCCAACUUGCCCUCAGAAUCGAUGACGACGUGCGAUCGAAUAGUCUUGCUUGCGGUGCCUGUGAGGGACUUGAUGAGGAGAC